AAAUCAACGACAAAAUCAAAAAUGAAAUGAAAAUGUUUAAAUCAAAUUCAUCCGGAUCACAGAUAUCACGUUUUGGUUUUAUAAAUAUUGAUCCGUCACGAUCACCCACAUCAUCAUCAUCAUCAUCAUUAUCGAAUCCCGUUUUAACAACACAACAAUCAACAAUAAUUGAAAAUUUAAAUUCAUUGACCACAAGCUUUAACGAUACUUUUUCAAAUAAUAGUAACCCAUUAUCGAAUGGAUUGUCAAAAUGUAUUCUUAAUGAUAGCAGUAUUUAUCAAGAUAAUAAUAAUGGUAGCAGCAGUAUUGUGAUAAAAAAUGGUCAAAAUUCUAGUAGAAGUAUAGCAAACAAUAAAAAUAUAGAUGAAAAAAAUAAGAAUAGUAGUGGCAAUAACAUUCUUAUUAGCAAAAGAACCCAUCAAGGCAACAACAACAAUCGACAAUCCAACAACUUUCAAUCAAAUAGUAGCUGUGCUGGAUACAAUCCGACAAAUAACAAUGAUAGUGAUGAUAGACUGAAUACAAUUCAAUAUAUACCCGCAUCAUAUUCGAGUGAUUUCGGUUGUAUUUCUGUUGAUCGUAGAGGUGGUAGCAGGGUAGCAUCUUCAUUAUCAUCAUCAACAUUACCAACCUCAAAAGAAUUACAGUUUUUCACCAUCAAUGCUAAUAAUCGUCCAGUCAUCGGAUCAUUGUCCAAACAUUAUAAUUAUCAACAACAACAACAAUUACAUAAACAAACAAUUAAUUCAAACUUUGAAAAAAAUUCGAAUAAAAUUUCAUCAUCAUCAUCAUUAAUUUCCUCAUUGAAUGACCAAAAACAUUCACAACAACAACAACAACGCCUACAGCCAAAACAAAUGACCAGUGGCCAAAUUUGUGUUGAUAAAUUAAUAGAAAAUAUUGAAACACAGCCAAAAUCAACAUUGAAUAUUUUUACUCAACAACGACAAAAUUAUAGACCAUGGAAUAAAGAUAAUAUUAAAUUCGUUAAUAAUCGAAUGAUAACCGGACAACAACAAUUGAAUGAAACAUUGAAUAAAGAUUCAUCUGGUUUUCAGCAACAACAAAAAGAUAUUCAUCAUCAUUCAAAUCUACCUAUAUUGUUCAAAUCCUCAUCAUCAUCAUCAACAUUAUUGAAUGUCAAUGAAAAUCGAAACAAUACAAACAAUAGGGAAAAAUUUUCAUCAAAUCAUCAACACCGCCAAACACAAUUUUUAUCGACAAAUACAACAAAUACGACAAAACAAAUGGUUGAUGAUGGUAUUGAUGAUGAUCAUGAUCAUGACAAUAAUCUUCAACAACAACAAUCAAACAAUAGUGAAAAAUUGACAGUGAUGGAUAAUAUUAAUGAUAAGAUUUUGUUGAUUAAAUCACAAUCGCUAAAAUUUGAACCAACAAAUAAUCAACAACAAACGGAUCAACCAAUAAAUCAAAAUUUAUCAUUCAAAAACAUACGCACCAAAUUGGAAUCAUCUAAAUCAUUAGAUAUGGUCGAUGAUCAAAAACUUUAUUCAACUAAUUCAAGUAAUGAUAAUAAUAAUAAUAAUAAUAGUUCAAGAUUACCACGAUCACUAACGUCAUCCUGUAAACGAUUAUCAUCAUCGAUGAAGAUUUGUGGUGAACCAUUUUUUGAUGUAACUAAUGAUCCGAAAACAAUGAUGGCUCAUCAUGAUAAUCAUCAACAAAAUCAGAAUAAUAAAACUAUUGAAACAAAUAUAAGUCGAAGUAGUACGGCAUCAUUAAGUUUAAUAUCAAAUAUGAAUGAUGCAAUUUUAAAUGAUAUUAGUGAUAAUGAUGAUGAUGAUUAUAAUGAUAGUAUUCUUGAUCUACGUGGUCGAUUAUUAACAGCUAUUGAUGAAUCAUCAUUAUCACCAUUGCCAAGCUUUAAUUCAAUAAUCACUACCGAUCAUAAUAAUCAAUCUAAUAAUGAUAAUAAUAAUUCAUCAAUGAAUAUUGGUGUUGAAAAUAAUGAUGACAACAUUGUAAUCAUGAUGACUGAUGAAAAAUCUGUUGAGCCUGAUGAUAAUAUGAUUUUUGAACAAUCAUCAUUAGAAAAUAUACAACAAUUACAACCUGAAUCUGAAAUUAUGGAUGAAGAAUCCGCUUUAUCAUUGAAUUCUAUCGAAUUAAUUCAAGAAACAAAUUCCGAUUCAUUAAAUUGUGUUGAAGAAAAAAUUGAUGCAACCAAAAUUGAACCGAAAAAUGUAGCUAAAUCAUUAAAUAAACGUACGGCCAAUGAUGAUAAAUGUACAUUUAAAUCAAAUAAAUCAACAAAAUCUUCGGUUACGAAUCGAAUAAAUAAUACUGCUAACAAACAUCCUAUAUCAGCAUCGACAAAAAGUACGACAUCGACGACAAAAACAUUAUUGAAUGCAUCAACAGCAUUAAUAAAAGCACAAGUCAAUCAGAAUCGAUUAAUUUCAAAAAAAUCUGGCAUUGCAACCACACGUAAUAUUGAUUAUUUAAAUAGGAAAAAUUUGUCAUCAAACAAUAGCAGUAAACCUUGUUCAACUAAUGUAUCUCGUUGUACAACACCGGCGCUUUCAGAAACUGAUUCUGUUUGUUCAUUGUCAACAUUUACAACAAAUUCUACAAAAUCUAAACGUUCAACAAAAAUGAUUACGAAUUCUGCACAGAAUGUUAAUAAACGGCCUUAUUCAUCAAGCACAAAAGAUAUUCAUUCUACUAAUAGUAAAAAUUAUUAUUCACAUCAGAAAAAUGGAAAUGAUUCAAAUGUUAGUGGAUUGAAAAAAAGUACAACAUAUACUCGUUUAGCGCAAACAUCAUCAUCAUCAUCAACAAAAUCAGCAGUUGUUGCAACACGAAAAGAAAAUGUCAAUCCAAUAAAUAAUGAUAUGGCUGUAACCGGAACCGGCAAAAAUUCUCAUUCAUUUGCAAAGCCAACAACAAGUUAUUUGCGUAAGGCAGCAAACAAUGCACCAAGGCAAUCACCUUCCGGAUUAUCUAAUAUUAACAAUGCCAAUUCAGUGGUAACCAAGACAACUAAUAAACCGAUUGGUAGUGUUAGUGGCGGCGGUAGUGGUCCAUCUUCCACAUUCACCGCAAAACGAUCGCCAACGAUUACAUUAUUGAAUUCACUUGCACUAUCAAAUAAAAGUACAUCGAAUUCGGCUAAUUCAUCACGCCGUUCUUCGAUAGCAUCGCCAACUAAACCACCAGUCAAUCUUAAUUCAAGUAAAAAAGAUAUACUACAGCAGCUUCAAUAUUACGAAAAUCUUUCCUAUGAACGAUUACAAUUGAUUGAAAAGAAAAAAUUAGAAUUAAAACAAUUGAACUCGAAAACGAAUGGUUUCUUAACACUUUUUUCAUUUCUUUUGGCCGAGUAUCGGCCGUUUGAUACGCCAAAAUUAAGAGCCGAAUUAUUGACAGCAAAUCAAAAAUGCAGCAAUUUAAAUCGAGAUUAUGAAUUGGCCAAAGAAAUCAGUCAUCAAAAACAGGCCGAAAUAAAUCUAUUGAUGACCAAUGUUGGCGAGUUGACCAAUGUUAUUGAAGAACAUAAAGAAAAAAUCGCUUCGAUUGAAAAUCAAUACAAUGAACUAAAACAAGAGGCUGAAUCAUUUGAUGAUGAACGUAAACGUCUUGAAAAUGAAUUACAUGAAGCUCAAAGUGAAUGUGCAAAUGGAAAGGGGAUUAUUGCCGAUUUAGAAAAACGAUUAGACAAAGCAGAAGGAUUAUUACGAACUGAUCGUAAAUAUAGAGAAUUAAAAGAAAAAGUUUCGAAUUAUGAGAAAGAAGUCGAUUCAUUGAAUGUUGUUGUUGAUAUGAAAACACAACGAAUUCGUUAUCUUGAAAGUGAAAAAAUGCGUACUGAAUUAGAAUUAGUCGAUUAUGAACAGCUAAAAGAAUCAUAUCAGCAAUUACAACGAGAAAAUGAAGCACUUACCGAAGCUUUAGGAAUGAAAGCAAGAAAGAAUGCUGAACAAAGUAGGGAACUGGAUAUACUUCGAACCGAAUUAAAACGUGAAACAAAUGAACGUAAACGUUUGGCAGCUCGUUAUGAUACAUUGGAAUUUCAAUUGAAUGAAAGUAGAGAUAUGUUGAGUAAUAUUUCCAAUAUGAAUAAUAUUCUUAAUGAAGAAUCGAUAAAGAAUGCUCAAUCCGAUGAAGCCGGAUUUUUUACACCCGGGCAAACAACUAAUUCUAAUUUUGUUGAAUCUUCUCGUAAAUCUCGACCAGGAUCAAAUAGUAAUGCAUUUCGGCAGCUUUUUUCUACACCAAUGAUGUCUGAUUCUCAAUUCAAAUCUCGUUAUCAUUUUCAGCAUCAAGAUCCGGCUUCUGAUACAUCUCAUAGAUUACCAGAAGUUGUUUUGAGUAGUAUGAAUUCUUCUAAUUGUCGAUCAUUUCAUAACAAACGUAAUACAACAACAACGGAAACAAAUGCUGCUACUAAUGUGAACGUCAUAAAUGGCCAUCAAUCAUCAUCAUCAUCGCCACAAUCAUCAUUUCAUCCUCCAACAAAAUUGAAUACACAAACACAUCAUACUGAUCAUCAUCAUCAUCAUCAACAUAAUCAUCAUCAUCAAGAUAUCGAUCCAAUAUCCACCGAUUCAUCUUUGGCAUCUUCGAAUAGUGAAGAACGAGAAAGUAGAUUUUUCGAAUGACCCUACUAAUAAUGAUAUACCCUUAUUUCUGUAAUUUUAUUUUAAUGUUCCGUUGUGAUCACUCUUUUGUAGGAAGGUCGCCUAGUCACAAAGAAUUGCAACCUUCAUUCAUUUGUUUUAAUACACUGAAACGUUCGAGAUUUUUUGAAAUACCAUUUUUUUUCAUCUCUUUGUCUCGUAUGGGUGACACACAUGACGUUCUAAUA
Messenger RNA from Dermatophagoides pteronyssinus (European house dust mite), 4828 nucleotides. RefSeq lists its product as uncharacterized. The record is from RefSeq and is a predicted model, not a curated record. NCBI's taxonomy places the organism in Eukaryota, Metazoa, Arthropoda, Arachnida, Sarcoptiformes, Pyroglyphidae.